AUGCCGUCGGAGAAGACCUGCAAACAGCGCCGAACCUUCGAACAAAGAGUAGAAGAUGUCCCACUUAUCCGAGAGCAGCAUCCUACCAAAAUCCCGGUAAUAAUAGAACGAUACAAAGGUGAGAAGCAGCUUCCAGUCCUGGAUAAAACAAAGUUCCUGGUGCCUGACCAUGUCAACAUGAGUGAGCUCAUCAAGAUAAUUAGAAGGCGCUUACAGCUCAACGCUAAUCAAGCCUUCUUCCUGUUAGUGAAUGGACAUAGCAUGGUGAGUGUGUCCACACCGAUUUGUGAAGUGUAUGAGAGUGAGAAGGAUGAAGAUGGAUUCCUGUAUAUGGUAUACGCCUCUCAGGAGACUUUUGGAAUGAAAUUGUCUGUGUAAGAGUUUAAAAAAAAAAAAAAAAAAAGCAUCUGUUCUAGAAUUUUUUAAACCCUUAUUUACCAAGGAAUAAAAAAGGGAUGUUACCAACUGAUUGAUCAGUUCAUCUAAUCACAGAUCAUCCAAACAGUAGUGUUCCUGCCUAGGAGUUUUAGGAAGUUGUUUUUUGGGACUUCAAGCAGAAAAACUGAGCUCCAAAUGAGCACAUUCAGCUUUGGGAAACUUUAUUAUUAUUUAACCUACGCUGUCUUGCUUUCACAUUUCAAGUUUAAAAAUAAAAUACUUUGCAUUCUAAGUUGCCAAUAAAAUAGACCUUCAAGUUAUUUUAAUGUUUUUUUUCCCCCAAAAGGAACUUGCAAUUUGAGCAUUCAGAGAGACAUUAACUCUUCUCUUUAGGUUCACAGAAUCUGCCAACUUUUUAUAGAAGGGUUUCUACUCACCUAGAGAAAUCUCCUUUAGAAGGAUCUUUAAGCAUAAGUUGUCAGGCAUAGCCACCCCGCCCCCACCACCCCCAAUACAUUUGCCAUAAUAGUUGGCAAAAAGCGGGGUGGAUGUGGGUGUAAUAGGAAAUAAGAGAACAGACCUCUUGUCCAGGGUUCCUGAUUGCUAAUAAGUGUAUUUCAAGACAGUGCUCUUGUUAUGAAGUUUUCAUUUGGUUUGUUCUCUAGACAGCUGUAACA
This is a messenger RNA of Hippopotamus amphibius kiboko, 1055 nucleotides long. Its product is annotated as microtubule-associated proteins 1A/1B light chain 3B-like. Gene Ontology annotation, biological process: autophagy of mitochondrion; macroautophagy; cellular response to nitrogen starvation. Bases 1 to 378 code for a protein of 125 amino acids. Gene Ontology annotation, cellular component: autophagosome; autophagosome membrane; cytosol. Lineage: Eukaryota; Metazoa; Chordata; Mammalia; Artiodactyla; Hippopotamidae. The transcript has a single exon. Gene Ontology annotation, molecular function: ubiquitin protein ligase binding. The record is from RefSeq and is a predicted model, not a curated record.